Messenger RNA from Physeter macrocephalus (sperm whale), 2818 nucleotides. RefSeq names its product ephexin-1. Lineage: Eukaryota; Metazoa; Chordata; Mammalia; Artiodactyla; Physeteridae. Gene Ontology annotation, biological process: activation of GTPase activity. The coding region runs from base 272 to 1573 and encodes 433 amino acids. The transcript has 12 exons. Gene Ontology annotation, molecular function: protein binding; guanyl-nucleotide exchange factor activity. The record is from RefSeq and is a predicted model, not a curated record.
GGAGUUUGCUGCGUUCACGGAGGAGGAGUGCCGGGUGCCUGGACGGGUGCUCGUCAGCGUUUGCGGACGAAUGAACGAGCGAAUGAGUGGAUCUCCCUCUGUACCUCUCCUGUAAGGACACCUGUCAUUGGAUUUAGACCCUCAGUCCAGGAUGGUCUCCUCACCUUGACAUCCUUCACCGACAUCCGCAAGGACCCUUUUGCCAAAUAGGUUCACACUCACAGGUGCCGGAGCAUAGCACGUGGACGCGGCAGGUUCACACUCACAGGCCAUGUUCGAGCUGGUGACUUCCGAGGCCUCCUACUACAAAAGCCUGAACCUGCUGGUGUCCCACUUCAUGGAGAACGAGCGCCUGAAGAAGAUCCUGCACCCGUCCGAGGCGCACAUCCUCUUCUCCAACGUGCUGGACGUCAUGGCCGUCAGCGAGCGGUUUCUCUUGGAGCUGGAGCGCCGGAUGGAGGAGAACAUCGUCAUCUCGGACGUGUGUGACAUCGUGUACCUCUACGCCGCCGACCACUUCUCUGUCUACAUCACCUACGUCAGUAACCAGACCUACCAGGAGAGGACCUACAAGCAGCUGCUCCAGGAGAAGGCAGCCUUUCGGGAGCUGAUCGCGCAGCUGGAGCUGGACCCCAAGUGCAGGGGGCUGCCCCUCUCCUCCUUCCUCAUCCUGCCUUUCCAGAGGAUCACGCGCCUCAAGCUGUUGGUCCAGAACAUCCUGAAGAGGGUGGAAGAGAGGUCUGAGCGGGAAGGCACUGCCCUGGAUGCCCACAGGGAACUGGAGCUGGUGGUAAAAGCAUGCAACGAGGGCGUCAGGAAAAUGAGCCGCACGGAGCAAAUGAUCAGCAUUCAGAAGAAGAUGGAGUUUAAGAUCAAGUCGGUGCCCAUCAUCUCCCACUCCCGCUGGCUGCUGAAGCAGGGCGAGCUGCAGCAGAUGUCAGGCCCCAAGACGUCCCGGACCCUGCGGACCAAGAAACUCUUCCGGGAAAUUUACCUCUUCCUCUUCAACGACCUGCUGGUGAUCUGCCGGCAGAUUCCGGGAGACAAGUACCAGGUGUUUGACUCGGCCCCGCGGGGCCUGCUGCGAGUGGAGGAGCUGGAGGACCAGGGCCAGACGCUGGCCAACGUCUUCAUCCUGCGGCUGCUCGAGAACGCGGACGACCGGGAGGCCACCUACAUGCUGAAGGCGUCCUCUCAGAGCGAGAUGAAGCGUUGGAUGACCUCGCUGGCCCCCAACCGAAGAACCAAGUUUGUUUCCUUCACGUCCCGGCUGCUGGACUGCCCCCAGGUCCAGUGUGUGCACCCAUACGUGGCCCAGCAGCCGGACGAGCUGACGCUGGAGCUGGCUGACAUCCUGAACAUCCUGGACAAGACAGAGGAUGGGUGGAUCUUUGGCGAGCGUCUGCAUGACCAGGAGAGAGGCUGGUUCCCCAGCAACAUGACUGAGGAAAUCUUGAAUCCAAAGAUUCGGUCCCAGAACCUCAAGGAGUGUUUCCGUGUCCACAAGAUGGAUGACCCUCAGCGCAGCCAGAAUAAGGACCGCAGGAAGCUGGGCAGCCGAAAUCGGCAGUGACCCCUGGCCCCCGGCCUGGCCGAGGGACGUGGGCGGGCGGCCCCCAGCGGACAGCGGAGGGGCUCAGCGGGAAGGCCGGGCGCGGCCGCAGGCAGCGGGGUGUGACCUGGGGUGCCUCGGCAGGAGUCGCCUCCAGCCCUCACCCCCGCUACGUGGUUAGUGCUCAUGUGUCUUCUUGGCCCCUCGCUCACGAACUGCAGAAAAGGUGCCCACGUCUCUCCUCUGCUGCAUUUGUAAAUGAAAAAGUGUAUUUUAAACAGCGUUACACCACCUCUUCUUCUUGUCUCUUGGGAGGGACAGACAGAGGACGGGCAUGCUCCAGGGCCCUUCCCAGGCACUGAGAGGCCCCAGACCCAGGGUGUCCCUGGCCAAGGGCAGGUGCAAAGGUGAUGAGGAUGUCAUGACCCCUGCACGUGUCCUCUCCCCUGGAAGCUGUUAGAAUCGGCCAGGUGCACAGAUGGACCACCCUUGCCUGAUGAGCUUGACGAGGGCCCUUUGGUCUCCGACUCAAAGGACUGCGAGACCAACCGCCUCUGUCCACCUCCGCCCCAAGCCUCUGCCAGUCUCUGGCUGCACGGCCAGGCCUGCCUCACGGCCACCAGAGCUUGGCUGAGGGCCCACGCCGCCUUUGGCUCCCUGAUGGGCUGGAGGUAACUUGUAUCUUCUGGCCCCUUCCGGAGCCCAGGUGUUAUAAAGAGAUGACUUGGUCACUGCAUCCUGUAUAUGGGUUAUGGUUCCGAGAAAAGCAAAUAUCAUUUCUGGCUGCAUUAAAAGAAGCAUCAUGUAUAAAAUAAAAGAGAGGAAGGUCUACUCUUUAUUACCCUUGUGCGCACAAGAAUGAGGUGUUUCGGUCUGGCAGGGAGAGAAGAGCGCCCUUCAAGCCCAGUGGAGGAGGUGUGUCCCAGGGAAAGGGCUAAGGAGGCUUCCCGUGGAGGAAGAAGCAGCCAGGGUUGGGGCCUCAGGACGGGAGUGGAUUUGGACCUCCACUUGUGGAGGGACUCCAGAAACGGAAUAAGCUGUUUGAGGCAGUGGGGGACACCCUUCUGCAGGUUGAGAAGGCAGGUUUGAACACUGUGGGACAGAGGUGUCAGGGGGUGGUGGUCCCAUUAGGGAUCUGACCACCAGGUUUGGGACUGCGGCUUCCCACCUGGCCAGUCACUGGCCUGGGACACUUCUUCCCACCUCCAGAGGCGGCAGCCAGUUACCGGAGGCUGCAGCUGGCCCUCGGAGCCACCCGACACCCGG